AACAUUAUCAAGAUGGCUUUUAUGAAAAUUGUAAAAGCGUAGAUAAAGAAAAGUUGGAAGCUUUAUUAUUACCUAAUCAACAAAAAAAAAAUAAAAAUGCCAAUGAAUGUUAUGCUAGGAACUUGGUAUACAGCAAGAAACUUUUGGAGUUGCUUUUUUUUAGGCAAUUAUCUGAUGAUUACAAUAAUUUUAAAUUAAAAUAUUGA
Racocetra fulgida is the source of this 206-nucleotide messenger RNA. The record is from the annotation of a GenBank genome assembly. NCBI's taxonomy places the organism in Eukaryota, Fungi, Glomeromycota, Glomeromycetes, Diversisporales, Gigasporaceae.